AUGGCAGGUGCACAUGAGCUUGAGAAAGAGCUGACUGAAACAGAUGUAGGGCAUAAGCUGGUGGUUCCAGGGCGGUGGCUUAAUGAAAUGCCUCCAUUUGAAGGGAGCUCCCGUGAGGUCCAGUUUGGGGUCCUGGACGACAAGGGCUUCCAUUUUCUGUUGUGCUGCUCCAUCCGAAAUGGCGGUUAUCGGAAGCCGGUGCUUCAGGCGGAGGGUUGGCUCAAGUUUGUCAAAUACAAGGGGCUCAGAGUUGGUGACAAGAUUAUUUUUCAUCCUCAGGUAGAUCAUUUCAGAGAAACCAUAUUUCAAGUUAGAGCACAAAGGCAGAAUAUCCACGGUCACUGGGUCGAUAUUUGA
Prunus armeniaca (apricot) is the source of this 357-nucleotide messenger RNA. NCBI's taxonomy places the organism in Eukaryota, Viridiplantae, Streptophyta, Magnoliopsida, Rosales, Rosaceae. The record is from the annotation of a GenBank genome assembly.